AUGACUGAGGAAGAGAUAGCCAAGAAGAAAAAGAAGAAGAAGAAGUCGAUAGUGGAAGAUGGUGAAGGUGACGAAAAUAAUGGCGAAACCAUCAAGAAGAAGAAAAAGAAGAAACUGAAGAAGGCAGCGAGUGAAAGUGCUUUGACUGCAGAUGGACCGGUGAAGAAAAAAAAGAAAAAGAAAAAGAAGGUUGCCGGGGACUUUGGAGGAGAUUCAUCAGAUGAUGACGAUGACUUUUUGCCUGAUUCACCCCUUAAGGAUGAACCUAAGAAGACUCUAAAACGGUCAAAAAGUCUUUCAGGAGAUUCUAAUCACUCUGCAGACUUGGGAAGUAUCAGAGAAAACGGUGCCAUAAUACCGCGAGAUAGGUCAUCCAGCCCUUCAGGUCGACCAAAGAUGAGGCCAUCAGGAGCAGGCAGAGGUAUGCAACGAGCCCAAAGCUUAAAUUUCGGCGGUCGUGGAGGAGGAAUGAAUCGCCAAGGAAGCAGCAGAAACAGUAUGAAUGGACGAGGAAGGGGAAUGGGCAAUCGGCAAACGUCAAGAGGCGGUGGUCUUUCUAUUUCAGAGCACGGACCUGGCCGAGGUGGAAGAGGAAUGGGCAUCCGCCAGCCAUCGAGAGGUGGAGGCCUUUCCAUGUCGGAACAUGGACCUGGCCGAGGUGGAAGAGGAAUGGGUAUGCGCCAGCCAUCGAGGGGUGGAGGACUGUCAACGUCAGAGCAUGGACGUGGUCGAGGUGGACGGGGUAUGGGAUCGCGACAGUCAUCCAUGAGACAAAGCAAUAGAUUUAAUGGAGGUCUUGAUGGUGGUUCCAACCACGGCGGAAACAAACGGGUCAUGAUGGCCCGACAGCCUUCCGCCAGGGUUGAAAUGGAUGGUCAGAUUGAGGAAAUGUCCGUUGGAUCAUCCCGUCCAGGUAGGGGACGCCCGUCUUUGGCCGACACCAAACGAAGCUAUAGUCAAGCAAGUAUGAGCUUGUCCAACCACUCACUGGACUUGGGUGACUUCGGAGAUGAGCCAAAAUGGAAGAAGGUGUUGCGCUAUUUGCAUAUCAUGAAACCGACUCCGGACGAAACACCUAUUCAAAGAAAACAACGAUACCUCAUCUGGUUUGCCCUGUUUCUGGAUUUUAUCGCUGCCAUGGUUUCUAUUUUUUCCUACGAUGGAGUGACUACCUGCUGUGAAGUUCCAAUUUUCGACACAGCUUCAACUGUGCUCGACUGGGAUGUGUUUAUCAGAACUACAACAUACAUUUACACAGCCUUGUUAUUCAUUGAAAUCCUCCCUGUCUUAAAGAAGGGACUGCCGAUCAACUUGAUCAAUCCAUUGCUCGGAUUUGGAAUCACUUUCGGGAUGUUUUUCGACGACCGUAUCUUCGAAGCUGUGGCCAUGUGGCUCAUUGAAGCCAGUGCCAUUGGAUGUGAAGUUGUUGUCUUUCUUCUAAAACGAAAAGAGUUCAAUGAAGGUCAAAAACGAGUCGACGAUGCUACUACUGAAAUAGAAAGUCGAAAGCCAAAGAGCAGGAAGAGUAAACUCGCUCGAGGAUCGUCGAAAACAUCAUUUGAUGAUGAUCUGGGAUUGGAGGAAGGUGCUAACAGUGAUCUUCGGAAUUUGGAUAAUUUCCGGCUCGAGAGAGAACGGCGUCGUUUGAGAGUGGCCCAAAGCACAGAGGAAAUAAGUCUGCGAUAUCACUUUAUUGGAACUAUAAUCAAUUGCGGAUUGGUUGUUCUAUCGAUGAGUCUAAUUGCUGGUGUUGGCAAAAACGGAGGUUUGUGCAUCAUAGACUUGGCGCAGCCGCCCCUGUUUGCGAAUGACCAGCAGUUUCGAUGCGCUGCAUGUUUCACUCCGGAAAAUGAAAACAACAAAGAUUUUUGGGAUGAGGAUGGGAACGUCUGUCAAAUAUGUGAUACAUCUGAAGGAGGCACCAAUCACGUGUGCUACUAUUCGUAUAUCUAA
Molecule: messenger RNA, 1953 nt
Organism: Cylindrotheca closterium
Lineage: Eukaryota; Bacillariophyta; Bacillariophyceae; Bacillariales; Bacillariaceae
Source: the annotation of a GenBank genome assembly